AUGGCGGAACGCGUGAACUCGAACAUGCUAUUCGCCAACUUCAACCAGGACUUUACGUGCAUCUCCGUCGGGACUCGGAAAGGCUACAGCAUAACCAACUGCGACCCGUUUGGGCGGGUGUAUACCAAGAAUGACGGCGCGAGGGGGAUCGUGGAGAUGCUAUUCUGCACCUCGCUCAUCGCGUUGGUUGGUGCGGCCGACCACCCACACUCAAGUCCUCGGAAGCUGCAAAUUGUGAAUACGAAGCGGCAAUCCAUGAUCUGCGAACUGUUGUUCCCCUCUUCAAUACUUGCCGUUAAGCUCAAUCGCAAGACGCUCGUCAUCGUGCUCGAGGUCGAGAUCUACAUUUACGACAUCUCUAAUAUGCGGCUCAUGCAUGUUAUAGAGACGACGCCAAACCCAGACGCCAUCGUCGCGCUCUCACCUUCCUCCGAAAACUCCUAUCUUGCCUACCCCUCUCCUGUUCCGUCGCCUAAUACCCAGACUCAACCCGGCGCACAGCCCGCAGCUCCAUCCACGUCAACACAGCAAACCGGUGACGUGCUACUAUUCUCAACCCGUUCGCUCACCGUUGCGAAUGUCAUCCAGGCGCACAAGGCGCCUAUCUCCUUCCUCUCGAUCAACUCAACGGGCACGUUGCUCGCGACCGCGUCGGACAAGGGCACGGUUAUUCGCGUAUGGAGCAUUCCUGGCGCAGAGAAGUUGUACCAGUUCCGCCGUGGCACGCGGGAGGCGCGCAUACACUCGAUGAAUUUCAACCUUGUAUCGACGCUGCUCGCGCAAAAGGGAGCAACAGCCUUGAAGACGCCGUCGAGUCCAUCAGAGUCGGUGGAUAGUGGGGAUGGGACACAGGGAUUGGAGGGCGGAUACGACGCAUAUGUCGAUAACAAGAAGAACGGGAGCGUGUCCCUGCGUCGAAGAUCGCUACAUCUUACGAAGAACAUCACAUCAUCGGUAGGGGGAUACCUACCGAAUACGUUGACAGAGAUGUGGGAACCUUCACGAGACUUUGCAUUCCUGCGGCUACCAACGAGCGGCGCGCGAUGUGCAGUCGCCCUGAGUGGGACCAUGCCGCAAGUUAUGGUCAUAUCAUCAGAAGGCUAUUUCUACUUGUACAGCAUCGACCUUGAGAAUGGUGGCGAGUGCUCGCUCAUGAAGCAAUAUAGCUUACUCGAUUCGAGCGAUGAGGCCAAUGACUGA
Messenger RNA from Postia placenta MAD-698-R-SB12, 1200 nucleotides. RefSeq lists its product as hypothetical. The record is from RefSeq and is a predicted model, not a curated record. The coding region runs from base 1 to 1200 and encodes 399 amino acids. Gene Ontology annotation, biological process: protein lipidation; nucleophagy; protein localization to phagophore assembly site. NCBI's taxonomy places the organism in Eukaryota, Fungi, Basidiomycota, Agaricomycetes, Polyporales, Adustoporiaceae. Gene Ontology annotation, molecular function: phosphatidylinositol-3-phosphate binding; phosphatidylinositol-3,5-bisphosphate binding; protein binding. The transcript is spliced from 9 exons. Gene Ontology annotation, cellular component: fungal-type vacuole membrane; phagophore assembly site membrane; extrinsic component of membrane.